This is a messenger RNA of Phyllostomus discolor (pale spear-nosed bat), 497 nucleotides long. It is a transcript of the gene FABP6, whose product is annotated as fatty acid binding protein 6. The transcript is spliced from 4 exons. The record is from RefSeq and is a predicted model, not a curated record. Gene Ontology annotation, molecular function: fatty acid binding. The coding region runs from base 1 to 387 and encodes 128 amino acids. Gene Ontology annotation, biological process: fatty acid transport. Gene Ontology annotation, cellular component: cytosol; nucleus. Lineage: Eukaryota; Metazoa; Chordata; Mammalia; Chiroptera; Phyllostomidae.
AUGGCCUUCAACGGCAAGUACGAGAUCGAGAGUGAGAAGAAUUAUGAUGAGUUCAUGAAGCGCCUUGGGCUCCCCAGCGAUGCAAUUGAAAAGGGCCGUAACUUCAAGAUCGUCACGGAGGUCCAGCAGGAUGGGCAGAACUUCACCUGGUCCCAGCACUACCCCAGCGGCCACUCCAUGAUCAACAAGUUCACCAUCGGCAAGGAGUGCGACAUGGAAACCAUGGGGGGCAAGAAGUUCAAGGCCACGGUGCGGAUGGAGGGUGGCAAGCUGGUGGUGGAUUUCCCUAACUACCACCAGACUUCGGAGAUCAUAGGCGACAAGCUGGUGGAGAUCUCCACCAUCAGCGGCGUGACCUAUGAGCGCGUAUAUAAGAGGCUGGCUUGAGCAACCAGGCGGGGCUCCGAGGGGGCUACAAAGCCACCAAUAAAGCUGGUCCCAGAAUGGGCCUUCUGCUCACUCCAGGACAUCUUUGUCUUUGUUUUCUGGUGACAUGG